Amphibalanus amphitrite is the source of this 582-nucleotide messenger RNA. Its product is annotated as sodium-dependent dopamine transporter-like. The coding region runs from base 1 to 582 and encodes 193 amino acids. The transcript is spliced from 4 exons. Gene Ontology annotation, biological process: sodium ion transmembrane transport. Gene Ontology annotation, cellular component: membrane. The record is from RefSeq and is a predicted model, not a curated record. NCBI's taxonomy places the organism in Eukaryota, Metazoa, Arthropoda, Thecostraca, Balanomorpha, Balanidae.
AUGUGCGCCAACGGUGGCAUCCACCUGUUCACACUGAUGGACUGGUACUCUGGCUCGUGGUCGCUGCUGGUGCUGGCACUGCUGGAGGUCGUCAUCGUGGCCUGGCUAUUCGGCGCCGAGCGGAUGCUGGAUCUGAUGCAGCAGAGGAUGAACAUCUGGAUCCCGCGGCCGCUGCACGCCUACUGGCGCUUCACCUGGCGCUACCUGUCGCCGCUCUGUAUCGUUGCCAUCCUGGUGUUCUCAGUGGUGCAGUACGUGCCGGCCUACUACGGCACGGGCGACACCCGGCGCGACUACCCUCCCUGGGUGAACGGCCUCGGCUGGAUCAUCUCCCUCGCGCCCAUCCUGCUCGUCAUCAUUGUGGCCGUCUACCAUCUGAGGACCAGUAAACAGGGCUGGCGGGAGCUGCUGGAGGCCACUGACGGCUGCGGACGGUCGGCGGCGGUUCACCCCGCCCUGCCCGCCGUGGAAACCAGCUCCACCGACGGCAACGGCGGGCUGGCCAACGCGGCCUUCGAGCUCGGCGAGACGGGAAAGGCGUCCGAGAAACAUUCCAACGGCGCCUCCCCGUCGGCGUUCUGA